AUGUCGACUGACUCGUAUCUCGUUAUCGGAGGAUGUGGUCUCCUUGGUCGUCAUAUCGUAGACCAACUCUUACAGCGCGGCGAAGCUUCAGUGGCCGUGUUUGACAUUUCUCUUUCGCCUCUUGACCCAAGAGUAAAGGUUUUUGCAGGUGACAUUACCGAUGCUGCAUCUUUAGGCGAUGCCAUACAAAAUUGCCGCCCAUCUUGUAUCAUUCAUACUGCAUCCUCGCUCCCAGGCAAACCUCGAGAACUCCAGGAAAAAAUCAACAUUCGUGGGACUGACACCGUCAUCAAGCAAGCCAUCGCCUUCGGGGUUCAGAAACUGGUUUACACAAGCUCUGCCAGCGUCGUAUUCAAUGGAGAAGAUCAGGUUAAUGUCAACGAAACCGCGCCGUAUCCUGUCCAUCACAUGGAUGACUAUAACGAUACAAAAGCAUCAGCAGAGAGGCUCGUCCUGGAUGCAAAUGGCCGAAAUAGCCUCAACACUGUUUCACUCAGGCCAGCUGGUCUUUUUGGGCCUGGUGACCGAGUUACGUUACCUUCCAUGAUGAAUGUCAUGCUGACAGGUCGCAGCCACAUCCAAAUUGGCGACAACAAAAACCUCUUCGACUGGACUUACAUCGGAAAUGCUGCCCAAGCCCAUCUCCUUGCUGCCGAUCGUCUCUCACCUUCCCACCCCAAACACUCGCAGGUCGCUGGACAAGCAUUUUUCAUCACCAACGGCGACCCUCGUUGUUGGUGGGACUUCCCUCGCGCAUUAUGGAAAGAGGCAGGCUAUCACUCUGAAAAAAGUACCCUAGUAAUUCCUCGGGGAAUUGCAUAUAUACUGGCCUCCGUCAUUGAGUUUUUCAGUCGACUGCUUGGCAAGGAACCCAGUUUAACGAGGAUGAGAGUGACAUACAUAUGUUCCACUCGCUGCUGCGAUAUAACAAAAGCUAGGACUGCACUGGAUUAUGAGCCUCUUUUUUCACUGGAUGAAGGAAUAAAAUCCAGCGUUGAGUGGUGGAAGUCUAAUCAGAUUGAAAAAGCGCAAAAUCGUCAAACUAACUGAGUCCUUGCUUCAUUAACUCUGAAAUUUUUAGUAACUUUCUUUUUACAUCUAUAACGGACAUAUUUGAUAUCGGGACCUUGAUUGGGACCUUCCCUAGUUUGGGUACGUGUAGCAUACCCUCCGCCGUAGCACAUCAGAACCUGGCAGUCGGGGAGUAUUAGUAACAUGAGUCGUAUAUAUUGACGCGAUCGAAGCACGAGUUCGAAGUAUAUAUCCACAAAUUUAGAAAUGGCCAGUAUUACAGUUAUGUGGCCUUUUGAA
This is a messenger RNA of Serpula lacrymans var. lacrymans S7.9, 1311 nucleotides long. RefSeq lists its product as uncharacterized. Gene Ontology annotation, biological process: steroid biosynthetic process. The transcript has 4 exons. NCBI's taxonomy places the organism in Eukaryota, Fungi, Basidiomycota, Agaricomycetes, Boletales, Serpulaceae. Gene Ontology annotation, molecular function: 3-beta-hydroxy-Delta5-steroid dehydrogenase (NAD+) activity. The record is from RefSeq and is a predicted model, not a curated record. Bases 1 to 1050 code for a protein of 349 amino acids.